UCAAAAAACCCUCCUCCUGCAAAUGCUAUUCAUCUUCUUCGCCUUCUACCUAUCCAUCCAUAGAUUCUUGCUUCUCAUUCUUCCAUACUUCGUAAAUUUCUCAGAAAUUUCUGAAAACCCAUUACAGACUCAACACAACCACGCAGAAAUCUACCCAAAAAUUAGAUUAAAAAAAGAAAAUGGAAUCUAGAAAUCAUAAACAACAAUCGACUUCAUGCCCUUCGCCUUUACCAUCCUCUUCUUCUUCACUCCUCAAAGACAUUUCAAAUUACAGGACCCCUAAAAAUGUCUCAAAAACUCCUAAUUUCCCUUUUUCUCCGUAUCCUGAAUCCAAUCCUAAAUUUUUCACGGUCCAGAAAGCUGCUACCCCUGUUUCCUCUUCGUCUCGGAGGAAGACAUCGGUUACCACGGCCAAGUUAAAGGUUGCCCGUAGAUUGAAAGCUUUUGAACUCGAGCAAUCCAAGUCAGCCAGGAGAAAUGAGAUUAGUAAAGAGAAGUCUUUGAAAUCACUGGCAAAAUCGCUUUCGGUUUGGUUGAACUUUCUCUUUGAGAACCCAAAAUCUUGUGGAUGCGACGUGUCGACGUUUACUGGAGAAUUUGACCCCAUUGGUGGGGAUUCUGGGGUGGCAGAGAAGAAGGAGGGUUUGACCAAGGGGAAAAGAGAGACCGGGCCGGGCAAUGGGGUUAAGGUUGGCAUUGACGGGCCUUGGCGUGGGCCGAAGAGGCAAAAGGAUCUAACGUGGAGAGAAGGUUCGGGGAAUGGAGAGAGGGUCUCUGGGUGUCCAGAUUUGACGUUUUCGGCACUGCAGGGUUCGUUGAGGGAGGUUUGCAGUUUUAAUGACUUAAAGGAGAGAAUGAGGGCUUACUUGAGCUUGGAAAGCUGUAAUGAGAUAUUUGAUAUGAUGACUCAAGUAGCAAAGAAUAUUGAUGAGGGGCGAUUGAAGAUAAGGGCCAACUGCCCGAUAGUGACAGAUUUUGGGAUGAAAGAGAGAUCCAUGGGAAUCCUUAUGAGUUACAACCCAGUAUGGUUGCGAAUAGGACUACACAUUAUUUUAGGAGGUGACUCGCUUUUGCCAAAUGCAGAGGUUAAUUCUGAGGAAGAAAUGGCGUUCUUGAGGAUGGUAAUUGAGAAGCAGUUCCUGUCACAUGCUGAGCUUGCUAAGACCUUUGCUUAUAACAAAAUGGUUGAUGGCCUAUAUAGGCCGGGUUACUUUGAGAAGCUCGGAAAUGUUAUUUUGAAGCGAUUUUUGUUGCUUGUGCUCGUACUUGACAGAGCCAAAUCUCAUAGCAGCCUACCCACUAAAUAUGGCAUAGAUGGAUUGGAUGGGGGUUCUCCCCUAUUGUUCUCAUUGAAAUCCAAUAUUAAGUCAAGCCGUCAUCUGAUUACUGAUUUUUUAUCAACGGAUGUGAUGCAUGGAGAAGGUAAUCUUCUUGCACAUCUAAUGAUUGUAGGGUAUAAAGUGACUUACCAACAGAGUUCUUUGAUUGAGUAUAGCUUUAGAGUGAAGGAUUUAUUUGAAGAUCUUCAAGAUGGUAUCCGGCUUUGCCGAGCCAUUCAGCUAUUGCAACACGAUUCUUCCAUUCUAUUGAAAUUAGUAGUCCCAUCAGAUACUCACAAAAAGAGUCUAUCCAACUGUGGCAUUGCUCUCCAAUACUUGAAACAAGCUGGAGUGCCACUUUGCGAUGAAGACGGAAUGUUGAUUACCGAUGCAGAUAUUGUUAACAGAGAAAAGGAGCUUGUACUUUCUUUGCUGUGGAACAUGUUUGUUCACUUGCAGUUGCCCCUUCUAAUCAACAAAAAGCUUUUAGCCGUGGAGAUAUCCAAAAUAAGAGGAGUUGUUACGGAACAUUCAAACACUUGCUCUACAUUGGACAUGCUUCUUAACUGGAUCCAGGCAAUAGGUGAUAGCUAUGAUUUGACGGUUGAAAAUUUCUCUUCACUGGUUGAUGGAAGAGCCAUGUGGUGCUUGUUGGAUUAUUAUUUCCGCAAACAACACCAUUCUGCCUUAUCCUCUAAGGAUCUGGGUAGAACAAAUGAAACAGUCUCUCUAGUGUCGGCAAAUGAAUACACAGAUGCAGUGCACAACUUCAUAUUGUCUCAGAAAUUGACAUCACUAUUGGGCAAUUUUCCUGAGGUUUUGCAAGUCAGCGACAUACUUGAACAUAAUGGUGCAUGUAACGAUCGUAGUGUAGUUAUUCUGUUGGUGUUUCUGUCAUUUCAACUGCUUGUGAAAAGAAACAAGGAUCAGCUAAAUUUUCAUAAGUUGCUGGGUUUUUACUGUCAAACUCCAGAAAGGAAAUGCUCAAGUACAAAGUAUUGGUUUCUGCAUUCUCCAGCUGUUUCAAAUGCAAAAGAGAAUCUGUUCAGCCAUGGUGAAGAUGCUUCGAGGAAUUUCAAGGCCAUAAUGGCUUGGUGGCAAGAAAUGGCUCAGAGGAACAACAAAUGCAAUUUAAAGACAGCUACCAUAAGUCCACUGUGGUACUUGACUAGCAGAAGGGAUAGCAUUAUCAGAAGAGAAAAUGCAGCAAAAAUAAUACAGUCUCAUUUCAGACGAUCAGUGCAAUUUCGCAGAUAUAUGAAAAUUAAAAAAGCAGCCUGCCUGUUGCAAACUGCUAUACGUGCUUGGCUGAGCAUAAAAUCAAGAUUGCCAAUCAAGCAAUUUGGUGAACUAAACCGUCAUAAAUCAUUCCUUUCUACGAGGAUGAGUUCUAACAAUUGUGAUAUGUACAUGACCUUUAUGGUUGACCGGCAUAGCUUUGUCCAGUUGAAGAGAUCAAUUGUAGUCAUCCAGCAUGCUAUACGAGCCUGGAUUUCAAGAAGCCGUGCUCAAAAUAUGCUGUGUCACAAUUUGUCAAAUGCGGCCAUUGUUAUCCAGAAAUGUUUUCGUGGAUGGAAAGCUAGAUCUGUGUAUUUCUGCAAGCGUAGUAGUAUUCAAGACGAAGCUCUCACCCAUUUCCAAGAAAAGGAAUUGUGCAAUCUUCAUACACAUGCUGCAUUUACUAUCCAAAAAGCUUGGAGAAAUUUCAUUGUUGGCAAUUCUCUCAGAAAGCAGCACUUGGCUGCAAUUAAAAUCCAAAGCUGCUUUCGUAGGUUGAUGAUGAGAAAACAUUUUUUAGAGCAAAAUAGCGCCGUACUAAAAGUUCAAAGCAUUUUCCGAUGCUUGAGAUGUUCGAGGGAACUCCAGCACUACAGAAAGAAGUGUAGGGCAGCAACAACUAUCCAGUCUCAUGUUCAAGGAUGGAUUGCACGAAGAAGAGCAUAUAUGCUGAGAUCUCAUGCCUUGAUAAUCCAAAGCCAUUUCCGUGGGUGGUUAACGAGGAAGGAGCUGUUAUUCGAGAAAGAGGCUGCUAUAAAGAUUCAAAAUGCCUUUCGGUGUACGAAACAACAGAAGGCAUACUUCUGUACCAGAGUUGCUGCUGUAGAUAUCCAACGGUUUGUCAGGGGACACGUGACAAGGAAAAGGAUUCUUGGUGCUUCUUUUUGCCGGAAGGUCUCAAACAAUGGCAUCAGAAACUUUGAACUGAAAAUAAUUACACUAUCAGUUCUGAAGUUACAGAGGUGGUGGAAGGAUGUUUUAUUCAAGAAGCUGAGAACUGAGUCUGCAAUUAUUAUCCAGUCCUAUUAUCGGGCGUGGAUUGCCCGUCAAAGACUCGCAAGAGACAGGCAACGAAUUGUUGUCAUCCAAUCAUACUGGAAAGGUUACCUUGCAAGAAAAGCUUCCAGAGGGCAGCUACUAGAUUUACGUUUGAGAGUGCAGAAAUCUGCUGCCAAUAUAGAUGAUAGCAUGCGCCUAAUAAACAGACUUGUUGCAGCUCUUUCUGAGCUCCUGAGUAAGAGAAGUAUUAGCGGCAUUCUCCAUACAUGUGCAACGCUUGAUAUGGCUACAGAACAUUCACAGAGAUGUUGUGAAGAACUUGUUGCUGCAGGAGCUAUCGGUACUUUGCUGAAGCUAAUUGGCUCUGUCAGCAGGAGCAUACCAGAUCAAGAAGUUCUGAAGCAUGCACUGUCUACUCUUAGAAACCUGGCUCGCUACCCUCACUUGACAGAAGUGCUUAUCGAGAAUGAUGGAUGUGUCAAGACAAUUUUAUGGGAGUUUAUACGUAACAAAGAGGAGGGGUACUUUAUUGCGUCUGACCUACUUAAGAAGAUAUGUGUAACCAGAAAAGGAGUAGAGGCUGUGGACAAGCAACCAGCUCUUUUGAAACGAUUACACAGCCUUGUGGAAGACCUUGCAAAGAAGGCUGGAAACGAGAAGAGGAGCAACCGGGACUUGGUAUCCAGAGAACAGAUUGAUAGAAGAUUAAGAGAAGCCGUUGAGCUCAUUGCAUUGAUCAGAAAUGGAAAGACCUUUUGUCAAUGAUCGUUUGGCAGAGCAUGUUUUUUUCAUACAUGUGUACAUACUUAUGUCCUGCUCUUGUGAAAUGGUUUGGUGACAGUUGAUUCAUUAUGGUAUGCCAUGGGAACUGCCAUGUAUGUAAUGCAUAUGUGUGUGUGAUUUUACCUCACCCCAACAACCCCCUCCCUCACCCCCCCACCCCCCCGGGGACCCAAAAAAAAUACCCUUCUGCUAUGAAUUCCAAGCUUCUUGUUCUUGACCAUCUUUGGUCGAGGACAAUAUGGUGUAUUCAACAUUUUAAAGCGUUUGCUAUUACUAAAGAUGUGAUUGUAACAGAGGUAAGUAGCAUAUUAGUAGUAGAAAUUGGCAAAAAGAUGAAGCUUAUCUUA
Coffea eugenioides is the source of this 4726-nucleotide messenger RNA. Its product is annotated as abnormal spindle-like microcephaly-associated protein homolog. Gene Ontology annotation, molecular function: protein binding. The transcript is spliced from 20 exons. The record is from RefSeq and is a predicted model, not a curated record. Lineage: Eukaryota; Viridiplantae; Streptophyta; Magnoliopsida; Gentianales; Rubiaceae. Gene Ontology annotation, cellular component: spindle pole. The coding region runs from base 180 to 4361 and encodes 1393 amino acids. Gene Ontology annotation, biological process: mitotic cell cycle; establishment of meiotic spindle localization; spindle organization.